Molecule: messenger RNA, 1545 nt
Organism: Alternaria arborescens
Lineage: Eukaryota; Fungi; Ascomycota; Dothideomycetes; Pleosporales; Pleosporaceae
Exons: 4
Coding region: 1-1545 (514 amino acids)
Biological process (GO): phospholipid metabolic process
Molecular function (GO): phosphatidate phosphatase activity
Source: RefSeq, a predicted model, not a curated record
AUGGACGACUGGACGUCGAAACAGCUCCCUGAGCGCCUUCCCUUUUCCAAGAAGCGCCUUCCCAAGAAGGUCAUCUUCUCAUAUAUCGGCGACUACCUCAUCAUAGUUGUUCUUAUGUUGACCUUCUCCAUUGUCGACAAGAUCCCGCCCUUUCACCAACACUUCGCCCUCGAAAACUACACUCUCCACUACCCUUUCGCCGAACAUGAGCGCGUACCCGUACCCUGGCUAUGCGUCUACGUCGUCCUGGCUCCCGCUGUCAUCAUCGCAAUAUACACAAUGGUCAUCGACGGCCUCUUCUCCCACCAGACGACCAUGCCCGUGCGUGGGCCUGGUAUCAAGCGCCUCUCAGGAAGAUACAGGUUCAAGGACCGCUUGUGGGAGCUCAACUGUGGCAUACUGGGCCUUGGCUUGAGCAUUGGCGCUGCUUUCACCAUCACAGGCGCCUUGAAGAAUGCCAUUGGCAAGCCGCGACCGGAUCUCAUCAGCCGCUGCAUUGUAGACGAAUCCAAGAUCGCUCCAGGCAAAUACGUACUCCAGACCAUCGACAUCUGCACGCAGACCGACAACUACAUUCUACAGGAUGGCUUCAAGAGCUUUCCCUCUGGCCACAGCAGUGUCUCCUUCGCUGGUCUCUUUUACCUUUCCAUUUACCUCGCCGGAAAGCUGCAUGUUCUGGAUGCAAAGGGCGAGGUCUGGAGGACUUUCUUCGUCAUGGUCCCUGCCCUCGGCGCUGCUCUGAUCACAGGCACACGUAUCAUGGAUGCCCGUCAUCACCCAUUCGACGUCCUGUCUGGCGCUCUACUCGGCAUACUCGUAGCCUGGGGCUCCUACCGCCAAUAUUUCCCACCCGUCUCCGAGACGUGGCGCAAAGGACGCGCAUACCCCAUCCGAGCCUGGGGCAAGGCAUCGCGCGCACCGCCACAACCCACAAUAACGAUCGACGAGGACGUGCAACCGCUGCAGCGCAUGGACAAGCCAGUGGACGUGGAGCGCGGAGAAGCGUCUGGCUAUUCCUCUACGACUGCUGUGCCUGAGGGUAGUGGCGAACCGACAGGCAACGUCUUCCGCCAACAGAUUCAUAACUCGCAACGCAGACGCCAGGAAUCAGGAUCGCAGUAUGGCGUAGAUCGAAGCGACACAUUAGCAUCGAGCAACUACCGAACGGGCACAAUGGGAUCUACCAUGACCUCGAAAGUGCACACGUACCAGAACCAGUUGCCGGCCACAAAUCCCUUUGCAGCGGAUGUCGCGCGCCAACGUCGAAUGGACACUUACGACUAUUCCUCUUCGGAAGAUGACGACAACUACGAGUUGCAAUCGAGAGGCGCUGGUGUUUACAAUCCAGUAAAUGGAAGGUUGACGGAUACGGGAUACCACCCACCAGCGGGUAUCUCGCCCGCACCUACACCUCCACCUCCAGUCAAUACCGUCCUCCAAAACCAGCAGACUAUGAUGUCACCAACGGGGGAUCUGGCUGAUAGGAGGGAGGUCCCGCCAAUGCCUCCACCACACGCUGUAGGUACCACACCUCAGCAGAUAUGA